GGGCGGCCGCCCGCCCAGCGCUGCGGCGGUGCGGGCCCAGGCCGCCGCAGGCCAGCCCGCCGCCCUCCGCGCGCCUCCGGCUCGGACGCCCCGCCCCGCCGGCCCGGUCCCCGCCCCCGGACGGCCGGGCUCGCGCCUCCGUGGACCGCGGGCCGCGCGGCGGGGCCCAGCACGCCGGGCGCUCGGCAUGGCCGCGAGGGAGGAGCUGUACGGCCAGGUGGCCCCGCGCCGGAGCCGCCAGCCGCGGCCGGGCACCGUGAGGCACGGAUCGGCGCUGGACCUGCUCCUGUCCAUGGGCUUCCCGCGGGCGCGCGCACAGAAAGCUUUGGCGUCCACCGGAGGAAGAAGUGUGCAAGCCGCAUGUGACUGGCUGUUCUCCCACGUGGGCGACCCCUUCCUGGACGACCCGCUGCCCCGGGAGUACGUGCUGUACCUGCGCCCCACGGGCCCCUUGGCCCAGAAGCUCUCCGACUUCUGGCAGCAGUCGAAGCAGAUCUGCGGCAAGAACAAGGCGCACAACAUCUUCCCCCACAUCACCCUCUGCCAGUUCUUCAUGUGCGAGGACAGCAAGGUGGACGCUCUGGGGGAGGCCCUGCAGGCCACCGUCGGCCGCUGGAAGGGCAAGUUCUCAGUGCCGCUGCCCCUGGAGCUCUACACCUCCUCCAACUUCAUCGGGCUCUUUGUGGAGGAGGCCAGCGCUGAUGCCCUCAAGAAGUUCGCUGCUGACUUUGCCGCGGAGGCUGCGUCCAAAACCGAAGUGCACGUGGAACCUCAUAAGAAGCAGCUGCACGUGACCCUGGCUUACCACUUCCAAGCCAGCCACCUGCCCACGCUGGAGAAGCUAGCCCAGAGCAUCGAUGUCAAACUAGGGUGCGACUGGCUGGCAGCCAUAUUCUCCCGGGAUAUCCGAUUUGCUAACCACGAGACCUUGCAGGUGAUCUACCCCUACACCCCCCAGAAUGACGACGAGCUGGAGCUGGUCCCGGGGGACUUCAUCUUCAUGUCGCCCGUGGAGCAGGCCAGCACCAGCGAGGGCUGGGUCUACGGCACCUCCCUGACCACCGGCAGCUCGGGGCUGCUGCCCGAGAACUACAUCACCAAGGCCGACGAGUGCAGCACCUGGGUGUUCCACAGUUCUUACUCCAUCUUAAACGCAUCGUCUUCCAACUCGCUCCCAUUUGGUGAUGGCAUACUGGACCGGCGUUCGUACGAGGACCAGGGCCUGGGGGAGAUGGCGCCCCUCACCAUCGUCUGCCAGCCCUCGCAGCCUCUGAAGGCCAGCAGCCAGCCUGGCUCCCAAAAGAGGUGCCUCUUUGUGUGUCGGCAUGGCGAGAGGAUGGAUGUCGUCUUUGGGAAGUACUGGCUAUCCCAGUGCUUCGAUGCCAAAGGCCGCUACAUUCGCACCAACCUGAACAUGCCUCACAGCUUACCUCAGCGGAGCGGUGGCUUCCGGGACUACGAGAAAGACGCUCCAAUCACUGUGUUUGGGUGCAUGCAAGCAAAACUAGUGGGUGAAGCCUUAUUAGAAAGUAACACCAUUAUUGACCAUGUCUAUUGUUCCCCAUCCCUGCGCUGUGUUCAGACUGCACACAACAUCUUGAAAGGUUUACAACAAGAAAAUCAUUUGAAGAUCCGUGUAGAGCCUGGCUUAUUUGAGUGGACGAAAUGGGUCGCUGGGAACACAUUACCUGCGUGGAUGCCUCCGUCAGAGCUAGCUGCAGCCAACCUGAGCGUUGAUACAACCUACAGACCUCACAUUCCAGUCAGCAAAUUAGUGGUUUCAGAAUCCUAUGACACUUACAUCGGCAGAAGUUUCCAAGUAACAAAAGAAAUAAUAAGUGAAUGUAAAAGUAAAGGAAAUAACAUCUUGAUUGUGGCCCAUGCAUCUUCUCUGGAAGCAUGUACCUGCCAGCUUCAGGGCCUGUCACCUCAGAACUCCAAGGACUUCGUACAAAUGGUCCGAAAGAUUCCGUACUUGGGGUUUUGCUCCUGUGAAGAACUGGGAGAAACUGGAAUCUGGCAGCUGAGGGAUCCACCCAUCCUUCCUCUCACCCAUGGACCCACUGGGGGCUUCAACUGGAGAGAGACCUUGCUACAAGAAUGAGCCACAACUGCGGAAGGAAACAGACUUUGGAAAGCCCUGGGGAGGCGUAUUGUCUGUGUGUUUAGUAACAGUGAAGAAGUCUGCACCACGCUAUCAGCAACAGCGCAGAAUAACUUAGCCCACUCCCUUUCAUGCUUUAAAAUGCCCGUGACGGAGACUGUGCAUAGGAAAAAACUUGGCUGAGACAUAAAGCUCAUUCUCUCUGGACUCCUUUUUGGUUAGCAAGGCUUUCGGGGCUUGUCUUCCUCCGUCGAGGCACCUGCUACUGCAGAGGCUGUAGCCUUCCUUUCUCCAUGGCCCAGACCACCGCCCCCCCCAGGCUCCCGGGGGGAGGAGCCGGCCAUGGAGGGGGCCGGAGGAGGGGGCACAUCCAGCACCCAGCUGGAGGGACCUGAGCUGCCCGUGUGGUGGAGGGAGGUCCUCUUAACCCCAUGUUCCCGGGAGGCAGCGCCACGCUGAAGGCUUCUCAGGUUAUCAGCAGACGGGCCCUGCAAAGAGCUGUUCUGAGCUUACACUCCGACCUCUGCCGUCGAGAUGGCCACCAGGGCCGCCAGCUCCCACGCUGCCCAGAGGGUGGCAGGGACCCGGCCACGCUCGGUGAAAGGGCAGGCAAAGCACUUUUGCUCUCUUGAAGCACUUGUGGACACUCAGGAGGAAUAAGAUAAGGUGUGAAGUAGUCAGUUGUAGGAACAAAGAACUGAAAACCACGAAGUGGCUGACUGAUCCGUGUUGCCACCGAGGAGCCCAGCGCUUCUGAUCGCCGAGCUGCUCCUCCUUGGCCCCUGAGUCUGUGGAGGAGGCUGGCGCUCUAGAAGGCUGUGUGUGACAGACAUGAUUUGAGUGAGAAAAAGCUCAUUCUUGUGCAAUAUGCCCACGGGCAGGGUGUCAUCACUCAGAUGCAGUCCACGUCAGUCAUACGAGGCCAGCUGAGAGGCACCAGCCACACGAGGGAUGUGCAAACCAAGUCAGGGACCUAGUUUAAGUGGUGCCAGUUAUGCUUGCACUGCUACCUGAGCUGUCAUUUUUGUUUGCUUUUCUAGGAUAAUUUUAAAUAUGUAGACUGGGCUACUUAGAUGCAGUUAGGAGAACCACAUCUUGUGGCUUCGCUUCAGACUUGCUGGAUUUAGAGGGAGUUUACAAAAAAGAGAGAGAGAAAAAAAAAAAAGACAAUCAAGCCAAAACAUCAGUUAUCAGAGUCUGUUCAGUUGUGUGGCUCGCUGAGGGCUGCGGGCAGCAGACGGUGGCCAGGUGGGUGCAGCUCACUGUGAGAGGAUGGGAGCUACCCAAAGGGACGUCAGUGCAAACCGAAUCAGUAGCUCCUGCAGCACUGAGGACGCUCCCCAGCCCAGGUGCAUGACCCCUGGUGUAUAAAACAGGUCCAUGAGCCGUUUGACCCGGGAAUUUGAUGGUCCUGGAAACAAAGAGGGAAUGUGUGCUGAUCGGCCGGAGGAUUAGAGAGGGGUUUUACAGUCACUUAAAGAAAUGUGUCAUGAAUUUUACAUUUUAAGAAGCAAAUCUUGUGUUCUAGCAUUGUGCAAACAGCUUCUGAAUAUGAAAGUCACUCUAUGCUGACCCCAGUGGUUAAUAUGAAUGUUUUAAUCUUCAAGUGGUGACAUACUCACUAAAGGGUUAUUUUUUUAUCCUGGCUCUAGGAUAGCUGCCAUUCGUUUUUCUUUUUUUAAAAUAUGCUUUUAUUGAUUUUAGAGAGAUAAAGGGAGAGAGAGAGAGAAAAAAUAUCAAUGAGAGAAACAUCAACAUGGAACUGCUGCCCCCAGCACCCACCCCUAGUAUGCCCCCUACUGGGGAUGGAGCCCACAACCCGGGCAUGUGCCCUGACCAGGAAUCAAAUGGAACCGCUGGCCUCUUGGUGCCCGGUUGACACUUAGCCAUGGAGCUGCAUUGGCCAGCCACGCAUUCCUUUAUCCAUGAGGUCCUGAGCCACUGCUCGGUUAGACUUGCUGGCACGUUGUGCGUUAAGCGCCGCACACAUCGCCAUGGCCUCAGUGCCCAGGACAGCGCCUGAACUCCGCCGUGCGGAUUCCUGGACAAUGGCAGCACGUUCUGGCUGUGUCCGCACCCACACAGAACCACGCUCCAAACGGGCUCUCCUCCCCUGCCCUCUGGUGGCAUUAGUCCCAGGAUGCACUGCAAUCCGUUGCCCCUGGACCAGUGUGCACAGAGCCUUGAGCAAAAGGGGGGAGAGACUGGAAUCAUUUUCUGAAUAAUUCAGGUGGGAAACACUGUGUAAACAAAGAGUUCAUUCCUCUGCUUUAAUUAUCCAGAUUGCUUUUCAAAACGGCCUGAAAAUCUGAAUUCACAUUGAAUUCUUUUUUCAUACUUAUCUAUUUAAGCAACCAAACUUAAACUCCAAUUGAGAAAUUCUUUGGAAAUCAUGUUGAAUGUGUGUGUAUUAAAAGAAACAUGAUUUCAUAUUCAUCCCAAAAUUCUGGGUUAAUAUUACAACCUGAAGUGCAGGCUGGUUAUUUUUUUAUCUCAGCUCAUGCUCCUUAAGAACAAAUGUUGAUGGAGGGGAUUGGGUCCAGGAGAAGAAGGGAGAGGGAAUGCAGAACAAAACCCAAUGGCUCUUGCAGAAGGAAUCGUUUCUUUUCGUGUAGAAAGUUACUGGAGACAAAAAGGUGAAUCAACUAAAGGAUUUGAUCUAGGCUUGAAAGUCUGCAGCAUUUUGCUCUAGUAACACCCCAGGAUCAUGCAUGAGUGGCUCUUGGUUUCCGUGACUUAAAAGCUACAUCUCUCCUGGUGGGCUGGAGUGAUUUAAUGCAGAAGCUGAGUUUCAUUUCCUGAUAGUUGGUAGCCAGGGCCUCACAGCUUCACCCCAGCCUGCAGUUCCUGAUAUGUGUUUCCAUGACAUCCGGAUUCAUAGAGUCUGAUGGCUGAUUAAAUAGCCACUGUGGCUGAAAGAGGGAGGUAUUUUCACCCUGUAGUGCAGGGCUUCCAGCAGGUUCUACUUUUUGUUUGAAUAAUACUGCAACCAAAGAAUUAUUUUAAAAUAACCUUAUAUUUGAAAGCUGAUUUUGCAAAAAAUAAAUAAAAAUAAUAUUUUCUAGAGUGAA
This is a messenger RNA of Pipistrellus kuhlii (Kuhl's pipistrelle), 5175 nucleotides long. RefSeq names its product ubiquitin associated and SH3 domain containing B (gene UBASH3B). The record is from RefSeq and is a predicted model, not a curated record. The transcript is spliced from 14 exons. Gene Ontology annotation, biological process: collagen-activated tyrosine kinase receptor signaling pathway; negative regulation of signal transduction; platelet aggregation. Gene Ontology annotation, molecular function: protein tyrosine phosphatase activity; protein binding. Gene Ontology annotation, cellular component: cytoplasm. NCBI's taxonomy places the organism in Eukaryota, Metazoa, Chordata, Mammalia, Chiroptera, Vespertilionidae. The coding region runs from base 188 to 2104 and encodes 638 amino acids.